AUGAGUUACAAUUAUUUGAAAGCAGCCAGGAAAGUCAUAUGCAUUGGUCGAAACUAUGCCGCGCAUAUCAAAGAACUGAAUAACACAACCCCCAAACAACCAUUCUUUUUUCUAAAGCCAACUUCAAGUAUAGUGACCCCAUUAUCAUCAUCGCUGGCAAAGACCAAGAGACCGACGGAUUCAAGUUUCAAUGGGUUGAAUGAAGACGGGUCCAAUCCAGGGCCCAUAUUCAUCCCACGAGGAGUAAAGGUUCACCAUGAAAUUGAGCUGGCAUUGAUCAUAAACAAACACUUGUCCAACGUCGCUGAAAUGAAACCCGAAGAAGUCUAUGAAUCUAUCAGUGGUGUGGCUCUAGCAUUAGAUCUUACUGCAAGAAACGUGCAGGAGGAAGCAAAAAAGAAGGGAUUACCUUGGACCAUAAGCAAAGGAUUUGACACUUUCAUGCCAAUAUCCGCUCUAAUCUCCCGCGAGAGGCUUUCAACCUACAAAUCCAACUUGCAAGACAUUUUCAGAAUCAAGUGUUCCGUUAAUGGAGAACUGAGACAAGACGGCGGGACUGGUCUCAUGCUACACCCAUUGCACAAAAUCUUGCCACAUAUAUCUACCAUGAUUUCUCUAGAGCCAGGUGAUAUUGUAUUAACUGGCACACCUGCCGGCGUGGGCGAGCUGAAACCUGGCGACCGUGUUCAUUGUGAACUUUUACAAAAUAACGACAAGCUCGUGGACAUGGAUUUCGAAUGCGAAAACCGCCCCGGUCCUUAUGAAUUCAAGGAAACGUAA
Messenger RNA from Saccharomyces eubayanus, 780 nucleotides. It is a transcript of the gene FMP41, whose product is annotated as Fmp41p. Gene Ontology annotation, cellular component: mitochondrion. NCBI's taxonomy places the organism in Eukaryota, Fungi, Ascomycota, Saccharomycetes, Saccharomycetales, Saccharomycetaceae. Gene Ontology annotation, molecular function: acetylpyruvate hydrolase activity. The transcript has a single exon. The coding region runs from base 1 to 780 and encodes 259 amino acids. The record is from RefSeq and is a predicted model, not a curated record.